Messenger RNA from Rotaria sp. Silwood1, 2220 nucleotides. Lineage: Eukaryota; Metazoa; Rotifera; Eurotatoria; Philodinida; Philodinidae. The record is from the annotation of a GenBank genome assembly.
AUGGCUACCUCUUCCACUCUUAUUCACAAUGCUUAUCUUCCUGAUAAUGCAAUUCCAACUGCUGAAACAAGAAUUAAGCUUGCAGAUCGCAUUUCGAUUUCUCCUCUCGGUGAGUACAAUAUUUGGUAUAUCAAUCUCUACUGGCAUAUGCUUACUCGAAUAGUGUUGGGUACUUGGGCCUGGGGUGAUACACGUUUUUGGAAUUGGACGCCUGAAUCAGAUCCAAAAGCCAAGGAAGCAUUUGACAUUUCGAUAUCUAAGGGAAUCAACACGUUUGAUACCGCUGAAGUUUACGGCGAUGGGGAAAGUGAACGUUGUAUUGCUCGCUACAAGGAAAACAAUCCAGCUGCUGCAGACAUUGUGAUUGCUACGAAGUUUUUUCCGACUCCUUUCAAGUUAUUCUAUCCAUCUUCACUCAUUAAUGCUCUUCGAGAAAGUCUUGCAAGAUUGAAGGUUGAAUGCGUCGAUCUUUAUCAAAUUCAUGGUCCUAUUCAUCUUCGUUCCGUUGAAGUUCUUGGCAAUGCAUUAGCUGAAGCUGUCAAACUUGGUCUCACUAAGACUGUUGGCGUUUCGAAUUAUUCAACAGAAGAAAUGAUCAGAAUGUACGAUUGUUUACAAAAGCAUGGCAUUCAACUUGCAUCGAAUCAAGUCGAAUAUUCGCUUAUUCGACGAUUACCGGAGACAUCUGGCCAUAUUGCUGAAUGUCACAAACGAGGUGUUGCCGUUCUGGGAUAUUGUCCACUUGGUAUGGGUGGCUUGACAGAAAUCAAACAUAAUAUAAUUUCAUUAAAAUUAUCAAAUGAAGGUGCACGUGGUCAAAUUCAAGAAUUUCUUUCCUUAUUUCCAUUAAAUGAAUUUAUUAAUCUUCGAUCAUUAUCAUUAAUUUAUUUAAAAGAAAAAAAUAUUGAACAAUUAAAUCGUAUGUUACCAUUAUUAUGUAAUUUAUAUUAUUUUUCUUUUACUGAUGAUUUGAAAUAUAAAACUCGAGUAAUACUAUCUGCAUUAUCAAAGUCCAAAUUACGAAUAUUAUCAAUAGCAGAAUUUCCAUAUGACAUAUUUAUUUUUAAAAAAAUCUCAAUAACAUCAUUAAGAAUAUUUUCUUGUCGAUUGGAUGAAUUAUGUGAACUAUUUCAAUAUGCAUCGAUGUUAAAGUAUUUAAAAAUUGAACACUUAUUUAAGUUGUAUAGGCGUGAUCCAUCGAAUUUUCCUAUUGAUAAGGCUAUUUAUUUAAAAGAAUUGAUUGUGGAUUAUUCAAAAGCUAACUUUGAAAUGCUUGAACUAUUGUUAAAACGUAUACCAAAUUUAACAAUUUUUACAAUAUGUUCUCUAGAGAGAAUUGAUAUGAUGAAUGCUAAUCGUUGGCAACAUUUGAUUGAAUCAUCAUUAUCAUAUUUACGUGUUUUCAAUUUCAAGUUUUAUUUUAAUGAUAGAUAUUGUUAUGAUGACACAAUGAACAAAGUUCAACAAUUUCAAACUAAGUUUUGGUGUAAACAACAUCAUUGGUAUACAAAUUAUGAAAUUUCUUAUAAAUCAGCAUCAAUCUAUACAAUGCCAUAUGUAUGGAAUCAAUACUCAUUAUCACCUAAUAUUGAUAGAUACGAUCAUUCAAAUGAAUUUGAUAAUGUUACGAAUUUAACUUUGUUAAGAAUGAAAAUUAAAGAUAAUUCAACAUAUUAUUUUAAAAAUGUUAAAUCAUUAACAUUAAGAGAUAAAUAUGAUUAUUACUAUCUACAAAUAAGACUAAUAAAAUCUCUUAAUAGGAUUGUCAAUUUAUCAAAUAUUAAACAUUUAGGACUCAUAAAUGAAUACAACAUGGAUUUAUCAACACCAUCAUCAUUAUUAGAAUUAUUAAAAGAACUCCCAUAUGUAUCAUCAUUAGAAAGUAAUAAAUAUUAUUUAAAAUCAUUUUAUAACAAUCUUGAAUUAUGCGAACAUUUAAAUAGAAAGAUUAAUAGAUUAUAUAUUUUUGGUGAUUCCAUUUAUUGGUGUAUUAAAUCUGUUGAACUCGAUAUGAUUUUUAAAAUAUUUUCAAAUGUCGAACAACUUUAUUGUCAUAUAGAAAAACUUGAUGAUUUAUUAUCAAUAUUAAGACAAUGUUCAAAAUUAUUACUGAUAAACCUUUCACUUAUUAAUAAAAAUAUAUAUUCAUGGUAUAAGAUGAAUGCGUCGAAAUUAAAUGUAUACAUUGAUUUUAAGGAAAUUGAUUAUCGAGUGGAAUAA